This is a messenger RNA of Malassezia japonica, 1359 nucleotides long. RefSeq lists its product as uncharacterized. Bases 1 to 1359 code for a protein of 452 amino acids. The record is from RefSeq and is a predicted model, not a curated record. Lineage: Eukaryota; Fungi; Basidiomycota; Malasseziomycetes; Malasseziales; Malasseziaceae. The transcript has a single exon.
AUGAAUGCCCUGUGCGGGGGAUGCGGCGGGGUGGGCACGGUGCAUUUCCUGGAGGAGGCGGGGACUGAGGUGUGCACCGCGUGUGCAGCGCUCGCGGGGGAGUGUGCGCUGGAUGUGCCACACAAUGCGGCGGCAGAAGCGGCCGAGCCAUGGCCGACCGACGCCGAGAAACACCUCCGGCACCAUACCUACGACGCAGCAGCAGCGCGGCGCGCCGCACAGCGGCGGCGCGAGGCGCAGUAUACGGGCGUGAUCCAUAGCGCGGCGACACGGCUUGGGUAUGCGUAUGCUAGCGAGCGUGCCGCAGCCCUGUUUUCGAGCUGCGAGGGGCAGCGCGCUGCCGCCGCCGCCGCCGCCGCCGCCGCUGCAGCGCUCUACGCUGUGCUGCGCAGCGACCGGCGGGCCGUGGACGCACCGGCCGUCGCGACCGCGAUCGAAGUCCCGCUCGCGGCACUUGUGCGUGCAUUUCGCCUACUGCGCGAUCGCGCGCCGUUCCGCGACGUGUGCCUCGACGAUCCAUCGAUCUACACGGCAGGCCAUAUUGAUUUCCUGCUGCUCAUCUCCGACCAGAUACCCCACCCUAACGGCGAGCGGCUCCACGGCACAGAAAAAGAGAAAGCACUGUGGCUUGCGAAUGCUGUCGCACAGAGCUGCCUGGCCUACGAGCUUACCGGGCUCGACAUGCAGCCGUUUGCCUUUGCCAUCGCACUGCACGCCAUCGAAGGCGCAUUGCAGCGCACGCUGACCAUCCGCACGCUCCUUCCGUAUGCUCAUGGUGCCAUGGCGCACCGGCUGCGCGUAGGAUGCAUCGCUGCACCCCCAAGCGGCUCGGCGUCGACGAUCCUCGCCCGCUACGCCGAGAUCGAAAAGAUGCUUGUGCACGCGAUCGCGCAGCUGCCGUGGGUCGCCAACCGGCCCAAGAAGCGAAAAUUUGGGCGCCGCGACGUUGCGCUCUACCUCGAGGACGCGGCGCGUAUGUGGGACAAGCACGGCGCGCCAAAGCCCCUCGCCGCGCAGUGGACCAAAGCCUUUCGCGCCGAGGUGCCCGAGAAGGACGAUGCGCCGGCUGUGCGCCGGCCGACGAUUGCCGAGCGCCUAGGCCUGACGCAUGCCGCGAUCGAUGCGAUGGGCGACGAUCAGGUCGAUCGCAUCCUCUUUUCGCGCGAGGAGCUCUUGUCCUACUUCCGUACGCCCGAGGAGCAAGCUGUCGUGUGCCAGCUCAAGGGAUGGGACGACAAAGAGGCGGCGGUGCCUGAGCCCGUCGCAAAAGAUACCCCCCACCGCCUACGUAAUGACCCCGAGCUGUAUAUGCCGCUGAAUCCCGCCGAUCUUUCCGACGGCUCGGAUUGGGAGGCCUAA